Molecule: messenger RNA, 549 nt
Organism: Lineus longissimus
Lineage: Eukaryota; Metazoa; Nemertea; Pilidiophora; Heteronemertea; Lineidae
Product: small ribosomal subunit protein eS26-like
Exons: 4
Coding region: 1-489 (162 amino acids)
Biological process (GO): translation
Cellular component (GO): cytosolic small ribosomal subunit; ribosome
Molecular function (GO): mRNA binding; structural constituent of ribosome
Source: RefSeq, a predicted model, not a curated record
AUGGUGAGUGAAUUUUCUCACGCAAGUCAUAAACUACCGCCUACCUGUUCUACAACAAAUGUUUGUCUCUCUUUUUUACAGACGUUGAAAAGGCGCAACAACGGUCGUAGCAAAAAGGGACGUGGACACGUCAAGCCUGUGAGAUGCACAAACUGUGCUCGUUGCGUCCCCAAGGACAAGGCGAUCAAGAAGUUUGUCAUCAGGAACAUUGUCGAAGCCGCAGCGGUCCGAGAUAUUGCUGAUGCUAGUGUUUACGAAGUCUAUGCUCUGCCUAAGUUGUACUGCAAACUUCACUACUGCGUGUCGUGUGCCAUCCACUCCAAGGUCGUAAGGAACAGGUCAAGGAUUGCGCGCAAGGACAGGACCCCACCCCCAAGGUUCAGGCCAGGAAUGAGGCCCGACUCCCAGGGAAAUCGUCCAGGAGGUGGUGGACAGGGUGGUCAGCAAGGCGGUCAGGGUGGUCCAGGUGGCCCACCAAAGCCAAACUAAAAUAAAAUGAAGUUUGUAUGUUAAAUAAUGUAUAAAAAUAAACAAAUGAAAGAAAUUUAA